GGCGUUUGUUGGUCUGCUGUUACAUUGUGCUACACACACACACAUACACACACAGACACAUACGUACAUUGAAACAAACUUAGAGCUGCUGCUGGCCAUUGAGCACAAACCGCAUUCCACACAGCCAACAACAACAACAACAUCGACAACAACAACGACAACAACUCGAAAAUCAUCAAUGAAAAAGUAAAGCGCCAUGCAUCAUCAUCAUCCGCCAUUGCCCAUAAUGAGCACGGCAAACGGAGCCUCAGCACCAACAACAACAACCACAACAGCGACUGCUGCUGCCGCCCAACAACAACAGCAACAGCGUCGUCGGAAAAAGCGUCCCAAUUAUGGCACACGAACUGUGGAGGUGCGUCGUGGCUAUAAUGGUUUCGGAUUUACCAUAUCGGGUCAGCAGCCAUGUCGCCUUUCCUGUAUCAUUAGCAAUUCACCAGCGGAGCAGGCGGGCUUGCGUGCCGGCGAUUUUCUCAUCUCGGUGAAUGGUUUAAAUGUGUCCAAGCUGCCACACGAGACGGUCGUGCAGUUGAUCGGGAAUUCCUUUGGCAGCAUUCGUAUGCAGAUUGCCGAGAAUUAUUAUUCGGAUAGUUCGGAUGAGGAGAACGCGAAUGCAACGCUUCACAUACAGCGCAGUGCUCGUGGCCAGCUGCUGGCCGCCAGUCUGGGCAGUGGUGUGCGCAAUAAGCCGCGUUUUCUUCACCACAAAUCAAAGAUUCACAGGCUGCGCAACUCGCCCCAAAAGAAGGCCAUCGAACAACAAGUGGAAGUAGCUGGUGCUGCUGCUUCUGCUGCUCUGCCAGAUCAUGCCACAUUGCGUCCAGUGCUGGAGGAUGCACCUUUACCAUUACCAUCAUCAUCUGGAUUGGCCAAAUGUGCGGAUGUGGCCAAUGUUAGCGCCAUGGUGCGUGCCGUGGGCAGCGCUGCUUUGGAAUAUCGGGUAAUUGUUGGCUAUUUGGGCACCAUUGAGAUGCCAAAGCAGAUAUCGCACAGCUCCAAGCUGCAGACGGUGCGCUCCUGCAUACGCAAACUGCGCCAGGAGAAACGCCAACCGACCAUUGUCCUCAUGUGCAUUACACCGGACAUGCUCCGGCUGCAGAGCGCCAGUGGCGCCACCUUGGCCACAUAUGCCUCGGCGCGUCUCAACUAUGUGAGCUCCUCGUCGGAGAGCGAGAAUCGCUUCUUUGGCCUGGUCACCAGCGCUGUGCACAACACUCAAAUCGAUGAGGAAUACGAGGUGGAGGAUAAUAAAUCGAAUGCUAAUCACAUCAGCAUCUCGCAUAGCUGUCAUGUCUUUGUCAUUGAUACGAAGUUGAUUGAUCAUGUCCAGCAUUUGGGGCGUGCCCAUGAGUAUCGUUUGCAGUGCACCCGUGAUCCUAUUUCUAAUUUAUGCCUGGAGUUUCCCAACAACUCGGAGUAUGUCGUCAAUCUCAUACGGAGCAUGUACACCAUGCGCAUCCUGCCGCCAGCCAGUCGUAGUCAGCAGGCACAGCAGGAUUAUGAGGCAGGCGCUGCAGUUGGAGCGGGUGCAGGAGCUGGAGCUGCCGCUCAUUCUCCGCAGCCAUCGAAUCACAGCGAGAUUUCGACAACCACCUCGAAUUCGGAUUCGGGCAUUGGCUUCAACAAUGAUUGCACUAACAUUUCGGAUCGCAUUCUUGUCGUGGAUUUCGCUGCCGUUGCCGCCGCAGCAGGAGCAGGUGGCGCUCUUGGUCAUGCCCCAUUGCCGCCACCGCCGGCUGCAGCGCGUCCGCUGGGCAUUGUGGGUGUGCCCGAUAAUCGGUUGACUGUGCGCGCCAUGCCCGAUCCUGAUCCAAAGUCACCGUCCGCCUCCUGCUCGCUGCGUCGCCCCAAUUUGCUGGCCAGCUUCAAUUUGAUUAAGAGUCCGGCCACGAAUCUCAUCGGCACGCGCUCCUGCGAUGAUGUUCUGAAUCUUCUUGUGGAUGUUGAUGAUGAUGAGCCACCUGUCUUGGCUGCUGUCGCCUCCAUGGAUGACAUCUCAUUGCACUCGACGGCCCCCUCGCUGGAUGAGCCACACAUGUUCAUUCAUCCGGCUUGCGUGCCCCGCAAGACACGACGAUCCCUGCAGCCGGGCACAGGAGUAAUGGGAGCAGCCGGAACAGCAGCGACUCCAUCCAAACUGAGCGCUCAAGUCUUUGGCAAGCCGCGCUCACGUCAAUCCUUCGGAUUUGAGGCCAUCGACAGCAUCCAGUCAACAGUACUGGCUGGCUGCACGGAUCAACCCAUGGACACCUGGACCAGUCUCCAAAACAUUCACAAGGCCAUAAAUCCAACGCCGAAUCUCUCGUCAGCAUCCACAUCAUCCACACAUUGCCUACUAGAAGCUACCAACAGUGAACCCGAUCUGGGGAGCCGUGCACUGCCCUCCAAUGCGUCGCCGUUCCGACGUGCCUGGGGUCAAUCAUCGUUUCGCACGCCGCGCUUUGACAAGGUGGGAAAAGCAGGAGGAGGCGGAGGAGCUGCUGGCGGCGGCGGCGCUGGCGGUAGUCCGCUAGUGCGACGCACUGCCUCAAUGAACUCCUCGGACAAUGAGGUGUACGUCAAGACGCUUGUGUUGGACGAACUCAAAACAGCAAAGCCACCGCAGCCCAAGAUACAGAUGGCCGUGUUCCAAGUGCCACAAAUACUCACGACACCGGCGCCGCCUCCGUCGAGUGUGAUGACCGAGUCCACGCUAGAGGCGGAGCCAAUUGGUCCGAGUGGCUGGGGCAAUUCCUUUGAGCGAAUGCUUCAAGAUGCCGCCGGCAUGCAAACCUUUGCCGAGUUCCUCAAAAAGGAAUUCUCCGCGGAGAACAUUUACUUUUGGACAGCCUGCGAGCGCUACAAGCACACCGAAUCGGAAGCGGAACGUGGUCCGCUGGCACGUGAAAUCUUUAGCAAGCAUCUGGACAAGCACAGCAGCGAUCCGGUCAACGUCGACUCCCAGGCCCGUAAUCUCAGCGACGAGAAACUGUCUAGCGCCGCAACAGACAUCUUUGCUGCUGCACAGAAGCAAAUCUUCAAUCUGAUGAAGUUCGACAGUUAUCAGCGUUUCAUCCGCUCCGAUCUCUACAAGAGCUGCGUGGAUGCGGAGCACAAGAAGCAGGCGCUGCCCUUCACCGGCGCCGAUCUCGAUGAGCUCCUGAAGAUCCAUUUUCACGUAGUGGCCUCGCCCAAGCUCAAGAAAUCGGUGAGCAAUGCGGAGGAUCGGCGACGAAAGAGUCUGUUGCCCUGGCACCGCAAGUCGCGGAGUAAAUCCCGGGAUCGGAACGAGGUGAUGACCGAUCUGCAGCAUAAUCCAAUGAUGGUGUCACAGGCACCACCGCCACCGCCGCCGCUGCUGUCGUUGCUGACUGGCGGAGGAACCGGGGUAGGAUCUGCGCAGAAUUCGUUGAGUGAUUUGCACAGUUCCCGUUCCUCGCUGUCAUCCUUCGAUGCGGGACCGAUGGGGGGUGGUCAGCCGGCCGGUGCCAGUGCGGAUAGUCUUUGUUCGCUGUGCCGCGUGAUCCUAACAGACGGAGCGACGACCAUCGUCCAGAUACGACCCCGGGAGACGGUGGCACAGCUCGUGGAGCGAUUGCUAGAGAAGCGAAAUCUCAUCUAUCCGUACUACGAUGUGGUGUUCCAGGGCAGCAACAAGUCCAUCGAUACGCAGCAGUCGUCGCAGCUGCUGGCCGGAAAGGAAGUGAUGAUCGAGCGUCGGGUCGCCUUCAAGCUGGAUCUGCCUGAUCCCAAGGUGAUAUCCGUGAAGAGCAAGCCCAAGAAGCAGCUGCACGAAGUUAUCCGGCCCAUCCUCAACAAAUACAACUAUCAAAUGGAUAGCGUACAGGUGCUCCAUCGCGACACCCAAGCCCCAAUGGAUCUAAUGCAGCCCGUCACCGUUGCGGAUGGACUGCGCCUGCAGAUUGCCUUGCUCAAUCCGGAUUUUCAGUUAGGCGGCGGCAGUAGCAUGCCGCCGAAGCAUAGUAAACCCAUGAAGCCCCCAAUGCUGCCCCCGCCACUUGCGCACUCUGACUCCGCCCAGGGUCAGCUGGAUGAGCUGACGAACAAGAUGUUCAAUGAACUGUUGCAGAGCAAGGCGGAUGCAGUCGCUCUCAAGCCCAGCGAUCUCUGCUCCAUGCGCUCCAAUGAGGCGCCCUCGGAGAACUCAUCGCUCUUUGAUCGCACCCGUCGCCAGCCGCAUCCACAGCAACAGCAGCAGCGGGAGAACGGUGCAAACAUUCCAGGCAGCAAGCUGCCCAAGCUGAAAAAGAAAUCCACAAGCAGUCAACAUUCCGAGGAGGCGGCGGCAAGUCUGGAUCUACCCAAGCCCAAGCCCAUCAUAGCCAAGUUAAAAGCGGGCGUCAAACUGCAGUUGACCGAACGAGUAGCCGAGCACCAAGAUGAACUACUCGAGGGUUUAAAGCGGGCACAGUUGGCACGCCUAGAGGAUCAGCGCGGCACAGAGAUUAACUUUGAUCUGCCCGACUUUCUUAAGAACAAGGAGAAUCUCAAUGCGGCCGCAUCCAAGUUGCGCAAAGUGCGCGCCAAUUUGAGUCCAGUUAACAAGCCCAACACCAAUCCUCCCGCAGCAGAUGCGCCCCAGCCAGCACCACGGCUGUCCAUAACGCGCAUCCAACAGCAAUCGCCCAUGAGGGUGGAUAUAGAGCCGGAGAGCAGCACACAGGAGGAGAUGGCAGCAUUGCCACUGGAGGAUCUACAGGAAUUAGCCAAAGCGCCGCCGCCACCGCUGCCGCCCAAACCCAAAGUGUUGCCCAUUAAGCCAUCGAACUGGGGUGCUGCCCCAAAUCCUACGCCCAGCGGUUGCAGUAACUAUAGCAACAAAUUCUCACCCGUCAAGCACACAACAACAACAACAACAUCGCCCACAACAACAGUCGGAACAGCAACAACCGCAGGAGCAACAGCAACAGCUUUGUCCUUUGGCAGUAAAUUACCGCUGGAGAUUGGACGCAAGUCGCUGGAGCAGACGAGCACACGUUGUGCGUAUCUCGAUGAGCCCAGCAGCAGCUUCGUUUAACCGAUCCGAGCGAUCUUCAGUCUUUGAUCUUUGUAUAUAUACCUUACACAUAUAUUAAGAGGGGCGUAAUAUUACCCCUCUUAUCUAUUUAUUAACAUUUGUAUUCUGCGUGUGUAGUUUUUUAGGUUUUAAGUGUACCAUGACGAACUUUUAGUGGUGUCCACCACUCUAUGAAAUGAUCCGUGUGUAUUUAUAAUGAGCUCCACUUAACUUUAAGCUUAACUAAUUAAAUAAAUACCUAUAUAUAUAUAUAA
Molecule: messenger RNA, 5271 nt
Organism: Drosophila grimshawi
Lineage: Eukaryota; Metazoa; Arthropoda; Insecta; Diptera; Drosophilidae
Gene: loco
Product: regulator of G-protein signaling loco
Exons: 5
Coding region: 197-5017 (1606 amino acids)
Biological process (GO): signal transduction
Molecular function (GO): protein binding; GTPase activator activity
Source: RefSeq, a predicted model, not a curated record